Messenger RNA from Chiroxiphia lanceolata (lance-tailed manakin), 4029 nucleotides. RefSeq names its product RAP1B, member of RAS oncogene family (gene RAP1B). Gene Ontology annotation, biological process: negative regulation of synaptic vesicle exocytosis; cellular response to cAMP; Rap protein signal transduction. Gene Ontology annotation, cellular component: plasma membrane. The record is from RefSeq and is a predicted model, not a curated record. Lineage: Eukaryota; Metazoa; Chordata; Aves; Passeriformes; Pipridae. The transcript is spliced from 8 exons. Bases 184 to 738 code for a protein of 184 amino acids. Gene Ontology annotation, molecular function: GDP binding; GTP binding; GTPase activity.
AGAGAAAAAAAGGUCUUACUUUUUGCAUGCUUCCUAUCUUCUUGCUCUUUAGAGCCUGCAUAGAGACCGUAGUUGACAGUAUUUUCCUGCCUAAAGAUGGAGGAACGGGAAAAUGAAAAAGCAAAGGAAGUUGGCAUUGCUCUCACCCCUUGCAGGUAUUGAGGGUGAUUUAUCUCUUGCAUCAUGCGUGAAUACAAGCUAGUGGUUCUUGGUUCUGGAGGUGUUGGAAAGUCUGCUCUGACUGUACAAUUUGUUCAAGGAAUAUUUGUUGAAAAAUACGAUCCUACGAUAGAAGACUCCUACAGAAAGCAAGUUGAAGUAGAUGCACAACAGUGUAUGCUUGAAAUCUUAGAUACUGCAGGAACGGAACAGUUUACAGCAAUGAGAGAUCUAUACAUGAAAAAUGGACAAGGUUUUGCAUUAGUAUAUUCCAUCACAGCGCAGUCCACAUUUAAUGAUUUACAGGAUCUAAGAGAACAGAUUCUUCGAGUCAAAGACACUGAUGAUGUGCCUAUGAUUCUGGUUGGCAAUAAGUGUGACUUGGAAGAUGAAAGAGUUGUGGGAAAGGAACAAGGUCAGAACCUAGCAAGGCAAUGGAAUAACUGUGCGUUCUUAGAGUCUUCUGCAAAAUCAAAGAUAAACGUUAAUGAGAUCUUUUAUGACCUUGUGCGACAAAUUAACAGAAAAACUCCAGUGCCUGGAAAAGCACGCAAAAAGUCAUCAUGUCAGCUACUUUAAUACAUAACUGUACUGUAGCUCUGAGCCAGGUCUGAAGAACUGUUGCCCAAUUCAACAGUGCCAGCAUUCCAACUUUAUUAAACCUACCAACAUCUUAAAUGGACUUUCCUGUGGUGGUACCCUUUAAGAAAUGGAUGAAAGCUACAUCAGUUUGCACAUUCUAAUCACUUUCCAGUGUCAUGAGAGAUUUUUACUUCUAAAUAUUCUAUGUAUGCAACUGGUAAAACCAGAGCCUACAUCCAGUAUUACUGAUAAGAGACAUUGUUCAUCCACCAAUGUUGUACAUGUAUGAAAACUGUGUACUGUAUACUUCAACAAUCCCCACUUUCUAUUGGAGAGUACAAUAAUGUAAAUCCUAAAAGCACCACUAUUUUAGCAUAAUAAAAGAAAGUCCAAAGAGCUCCUAUAUAGACUACUCCAGAUAACUUUGCUUCAUCGGUAUUUGUAGCUUAUUGUAACUUUUUUAAAGAAAUACAGGAUCAUCAUCAUCAUCGUAUUGUACAAAAGCGCUUUGAUUAACACAACGGCUAUAUAGUUUUUUAAUUUUAGGAAAAACCUGUGGAGACAGUGACCUAGUCUUUAAGAGUCCUUUCAGUAUAGCGUCUGACUAAAGACAUGGCCUUUAAUAUCUGUUGGGAAGGAAAUGUCCAGACUUUUCAACCUUUUAUUGUAUGUUUCCUUUUCCUUGUUUACAUAGGGAACAAUGUUUAUAGUUGUGUGUACAGUGGGGGUCUACAACAAGAAGUGUAUAUUUUAAAACAAUUUUUUAAUGAUUUAACAAUUUUUUGUAAAUCAUUUUUGGGCUUCUGCAGCUGUAGAUUCUCACUGUGAUUCCCUUGCUUGCUCAUGCAUAAGUGUAUUUGCAAUACCAAAUAUACAGGUUUAGUACUUUUGCCUGUUAGUGAUUGUUUUACAUGUGUAACGUUUUGGUUGAGAUGUUAAAUGGUGGAAGAGUACUGUGGAUGUGAAUGUGGGAAGUAAUUUUAAUCAUGUGUAAUUGGUCACAGGGCCUAAGUUGCAGUAAUUAACUUUUGCUGAUUUAUUUAACAAUGCCUUGUUGCUUUGUAUGCAUUAACGUUUGGGUGUAAAGAUUGUGUGUAUAUCCAACAGGGAGCCACAGUAUUUAAAUUGACCAACCUAAUGUUACAACUGCUUUGAGGUGGCCAAAUGUAAACUAAAAGCCUUAAUUAAAAGUGGUGCAAUUUUGUAUGACUUAGCAUCAGUAGUUCAAUAAAUUUGGAUUGCCAUGCAAGGGCUUGCAUUACAGUUAUACUACUUGAAUGUUUUGUGGUUUAGUAGAACUAGUAAAUACUGAUUUUUAAAUCUCUUACACAGUGCAGAGUCAUACAUCUUAGAAUGAAAAGGAACCCUUAUGACUUUGUCUUUUGACAAAUACUUGCCAUAGAUAUUUCUUGUAUCCCAUAUGUUAGGGUGGAUGAAUUUCUGACUGAAUUAAAUCCUACUUAGUUCUUGACUUGGAAUAUUCCAAGGUGUAACAAAGAGUCUAAUAGAGAAAUACCUGUCUUCAGAGGUUAGACUACCAGUGGCUAUUUUGGAAACUUAAAAAUAUGUUGCCUGCUAUUUUCCUUCUUUCCAGGAAGAACUGUCAGAAUUGUUAAAACUUACUUAAUGUAGCUCAAAAAAAAAUUAUCUCGGGAGACAAUAUGAUUUUUCUGCAUGACUAAACCAUAUUUGUUUGGUUUCAAGGAAAUCUGCAGAAGAGCAUUCUUGCAGUAUUGAGUGUAGAAUUUUGCAGACUUGAAAUAUCUGUUAACAUUGUUGGACUGAGAACUGGAAUGUGGGGACUGUAGAUGAUUUCCUGAUUUUUGACUGUGCUGCUGAAAAUUCAUGUCACACCCAAAUACUUGGUGUCUCCUGUUACUCUGGCACAGAAUUAUCAGAGCUUGUUCUAAUCCAUUCCUGCAAACUCAAUCAGAUUAGGUUAGCUAAUAGCAAUAAGCUUUGAGAUAGUUUACAUUGCCUAAAGUGAAUUAAGGAGCCCAGCUGAUCCUUGUGGCUAGUAAUUUCAUCAGUCCAUCACCAUUGUUUAAUGGAGGUAACACACUUCCACCUGUGCAGAACCAGAGUUAAGACUGAAAUUCCUUUUCACUUAUCAUUAGAAACCAGAAGAUGUGAUGAUCCCCAUAAAUAUCACUGUUGCACUCGGCAUCCUGCAUGGUCCCCAGAGUAGAUGAGACCGGAGCACUGGAUGCUCUAGUUCUUUUUUCACUAGGUACUUACCUUCUUCCUUGAUGAGCUAAUCAGUGUUUUUCCUCCCUUCAUUUUCAUCCUCUGCUUAUUUGGGUCUUGUAACACUUUUAUGUCUCAGUUGUCCUUUUAUCAGUCUUUUUAAUAUGUUUCUUUUCCAGUAAGCUGUACAGAUGGCACUGGGCGGGAGUGAGAGAAAAUUCUUUGAGAACAUCAGGGGGGGAGCCCUGGUCUGGUCUCAAGUGUCUGCCCAAAGAGUACCAUUUACAGGGAACAUCAGGCUUUGUCCUGAAAGGCUCUGUACCGAAACAUUGUUGGCUGUUCUGUUCCUCAGCAUUAGAGGUAUUCAGUUGGAUCAAAUCCUGAGGAAGUAAAAUUUUCACAAUCUCUGGGCUUUAACAUCUAAAGAUUGUGCUCAAAAAAAUGAAAUAUGUUCCCCCCCUUACUUCACAACCCCUGUAUUUAGAACUUAAGUCAGAUUUGGAAAGCUGGGGCAUCAUAACACAGGUAAUACCUAAACCCCAGUAUUUUUCUCCUUGAAAACAUAGGCAAGCUUCAAGGGAGCAGUGUCCUGGUUGUUAAAGGGAAGAUGCGUGACAGAAUGAUGCUAAGGAAAUGAUGGACAUGAAGUUUAAAGUAAAACAUGGAAAUUCUCUUCAUAUCUAAAUAAGUGCAGCAUAAGAAGCUGUUCCCACUGAGGAAAUGAACAUCCAGUUCCCCACAGGAAUUGGAACUAUGUAAGCAGUUACCAAUUCUAGAAAAGAAUCCUGUCUGCUGAAAUUCUUGAAUGAACUUUAACAUGUCUUCAAGCUAAUUGUUUUGUGUACCAGUGCUUAAGAAGCUCACGCUUGAACUACCUGUACAGAAGCAGAACACUUCUCAUAAAACUUUGGAUGAAAAUAUGCAUAAUUCACAUUUAGAGAACUAACGCAGUAAGUUUUUUUUCAAAUUCGGUGUUAGUACACGUGUUACUGCUUGUAAAGUUAGCUUAUGCUUACAGUGUACACAGAGGUUGUGACUGCUUUAUUUCCUCCCUAAUCUGAAACUGGUAUAUGUCAAUAUUUAAAGUCUGACCCUUUUAUG